UUCAUUUAAGGUACGUGAAUCUUUUCAUCAUGGCACACCUUCAGCCUGUUCAGUGUGCUGAGUGCAGGAUGUUUAGUCAUUCUUCCUCCGUCACUAGCGAUAGCUCUAUUAGCUUUACUUGUGAUAAGUGCAGAUUAGUUAGCUCUCUGACGGAGAAGAUUUCAGUGCUAGAAGCGCGUGUCCAGGCUUUAGAGCAGGUUAGUGAGCGUGAGAACAGUGUAGUUUCUGUUAGGGAAAGUCUGGACGCCCUAGGUGGAGUUAGCAAUCCCCCAACUCCGGCAUUAGAGCCCUUACAGCGGGGCGAAUGGGUGACGGCUCGGCGGCAUAAGCGUAGAGCCAAAGCUACCGCUGAGGCUCGCCCACGGGAGCACCACUCCUCUCCGCGUCACGUGUCGAACAGGUUUGCUCUCCUUAGUGAUGCACCCACUGAGAAACCUGAAAGAGCUCUGGUUAUAGGGAACUCUAUCAUACGGCACGUGAAAUUAGCUCAGCCUUUAGGGGCACCAGCAGCUUUAGUCAGGUGUAUACCGGGAGCCAGGGCGCCGGACAUAGCAGGUAAUCUUAGGGUCCUAGGCAAGCACAGGUUCUCAAAGAUAGUUAUCCAUGCAGGAGCUAAUGAUAUACGCCUUCGUCAGUCUGAGGUUACUAAGAGUAACUUUGUAGAGGUGUUUAAAUUAGCGAAGGCGAUGUCCGAUGCUGUAGUAUGCUCUGGCCCCAUCCCAAUGCGGCGUGGCGAUGUAGCUUACAGCAGGUUAUGGUCGCUGAACUGCUGGCUGUCCAGGUGGUGCUCUGAAAACAGUGUGGGCUUUAUAGAUAAUUGGGCUAAUUUUGAGGGCACUGCUGGCCUGUUAGGGCGGGACGGUAUCCAUCCCACUCGGGAAGGUGCUGCUCUCAUUUCCUGCAGCAUAGGUCAUAGUCUCAGAACAGGCCUAGUUAAUUUCUGACA
This is a messenger RNA of Neoarius graeffei (lesser salmon catfish), 946 nucleotides long. RefSeq lists its product as uncharacterized. The coding region runs from base 30 to 944 and encodes 304 amino acids. Lineage: Eukaryota; Metazoa; Chordata; Actinopteri; Siluriformes; Ariidae. The transcript has a single exon. The record is from RefSeq and is a predicted model, not a curated record.